AUGUCGUGCUUCCCUGCGGGCGCCCUCAUGGGUAAGCGCUUACGGCAGUUGUCUGUGGAGAUACAGUGUGACGGGGAUUUGAAGGGAAGUGUUAGUCGUUUCCGUGGGACGGUAUGCGGUGGCGGCGGGAAGGAGCGGGAUGGAUUAGAUCACUGA
Chondrus crispus (carragheen) is the source of this 156-nucleotide messenger RNA. RefSeq lists its product as hypothetical. Lineage: Eukaryota; Rhodophyta; Florideophyceae; Gigartinales; Gigartinaceae. The coding region runs from base 1 to 156 and encodes 51 amino acids. The transcript has a single exon. The record is from RefSeq and is a predicted model, not a curated record.